AUGAGAUGGUGGUUAAGAAACGCUACAAGAAAUUUUUGGAGGAUGUCUGUUGUAAACCGGCGAAGCUUGAAGAAGGAGAAAAAACAGAGGAUCGAGGCACAACAUGCAAUUCUUAAGUUACAACAAUUGCCGUACAUCAUCAAAUUUUGGGGAAAAUCCUACAUUCCAGAGUUGGGGACCGUUUUGGUUUAUGAAUGGGCGAGUCAUGGUGCUCUGAAGGAAUUAUACGAACAGUAUGAUCUCUAUUGGUAUGACAAGUUGAGGACCGCUGUUAACAUAUGUUGUGGGUUGCCUUUUUACAAUUCUUCAUCACGAUAUUCGAUGCGCCAACAUCUUGGUAAAGUAUUGUGA
This is a messenger RNA of Acaulospora colombiana, 351 nucleotides long. NCBI's taxonomy places the organism in Eukaryota, Fungi, Glomeromycota, Glomeromycetes, Diversisporales, Acaulosporaceae. The record is from the annotation of a GenBank genome assembly.